Messenger RNA from Manihot esculenta (cassava), 2104 nucleotides. RefSeq names its product putative pentatricopeptide repeat-containing protein At5g59200, chloroplastic. Gene Ontology annotation, molecular function: RNA binding; protein binding; zinc ion binding. Lineage: Eukaryota; Viridiplantae; Streptophyta; Magnoliopsida; Malpighiales; Euphorbiaceae. The coding region runs from base 97 to 1992 and encodes 631 amino acids. The record is from RefSeq and is a predicted model, not a curated record. The transcript has a single exon. Gene Ontology annotation, biological process: RNA modification.
UAUAUACGAGGAGUAAAAAAGAAAAAUAAAUUUAUAUUUGUAAAGCGAGAAUUUUAUUGGGUUAUAUGAUCAUAUAUUUCUCUUCCGGUCUUCCAAAUGACUCAUUCCACCCUCCCCAUUGCAGCAGCGUACCCAUCUUUCUCGCCGAAGUUAGAUUCAAAAUCCAAUACCUCUCCAAAAAGGAAAACGUUCCUUUCUCAGUUGCAAAGUUGCAAAAACAUCAAUCAAGUUAUACCAAUUCAUGCUAAGAUCAUAAGAACCAAUCAUGACCAAGACCCCUUUAUCGUCUUUGAGCUACUUCGUGUUUGCUCUAAUCUCAAAUCAAUUGACUACGCCUCCAAAAUCUUCUCUUGCACUCAACAACCGAAUGUGUAUCUCUACACUGUUCUCAUUGAUGGGUUUGUCUUAUCCGGUUAUUAUAUUGAUGGGAUUCACUUGUAUUAUCAAAUGAUCAACUUAUCAAUCUUACCCGAUAACUAUGCCAUCACUUCGGUUUUGAAAGCUUGUGGGUAUCAGUUAGCGUUGCAGGAAUGUAGAGAGGUCCAUUGCCAAAUUUUGAAACUUGGGUUGAGUUCAAACAGGUCAAUAAGAAUGAAACUGAUGGAGGUUUAUGGGAAAUGUGGAGUACUAGAAGAUGCAAAGCAAGUUUUCGAUGAAAUGCCUGAACAAGAUGUUGUUGCGUCAACAAUCAUGAUAAACUCCUUCUUUCAUCAUGGAUUGAUUCAGGAGGCAACUGGUAUUUUUAAUUCGGUUAAGACUAAGGACACUGUGUGUUGGACUGCUAUGAUUGAUGGGUUGGUUAGGAAUGGGGAGAUGAACCUAGCGUUAGAGUUAUUCAGAGAAAUGCAGAGGUUGAAUGUGAGGCCCAAUGAAUUUACUGUUGUUUGUGUUUUAUCUGCUUGUUCACGAUUGGGGACUUUAGAACUCGGACGCUGGGUGCAUUCUUAUAUGGGCAGGUACGGUAUUGAGCUUAACCAUUUUGUUGGUGGUGCCUUGAUCAACAUGUACUGGAGGUGCGGAGAUAUUGAUGAGGCGUGGCGGAUUUUUGAAGAGAUGAAAGAGAGGAAUGUCAUCACCUACAAUUCUAUGAUUAUGGGGCUUGCCUUGCAUGGGAAAAGUAGCCAAGCUAUUGAGUUGUUUAGGAGAAUGACAAAACAAGGACUUGCUCCAACUAGUGUCACUUUUGUGGGUGUGUUGAGUGCUUGCAGUCAUGGGGGUUUGGCAGAUUUGGGAUUUGAAAUCUUUCACUCUAUGGCAAGAUAUUAUGGGAUUGAGCCACAAAUUGAGCACUAUGGAUGUAUGGUUGAUCUUCUGGGUCGACUGGGUAUGCUUAAGGAGGCAUAUCAUUUUAUUAGAACAAUGAAAAUAGCACCAGAUCAUGUUAUGCUUGGAGCUCUGCUUAGUGCUUGUAAGAUUCAUGGAAAUCUGGAAUUAGGCGAAGAGAUUGCAAAAAGUUUAGUGAAUUGUGGAAAUGCAGAUUCAGGUACUUAUGUUUUACUAUCAAAUGCAUAUUCUUCAUCAGGGAAAUGGAAGGAAGCUGCACAAGUAAGAGCAAAGAUGAAAGGAGAAGGAAUAGAAAAGGAACCAGGUUGCAGUUCCAUUGAAGUGAACAAUGAGAUUCAUGAGUUCAUUUUGGGAGAUCUGAGACACCCCCAAAAGGAAGAAAUCUACAAAAAGUUAGAAGAAAUGAACGAAAUAUUAAGAUUGGAAGGCUAUACUCCUGCAACAGAAGUAGUGCUACAUGAUAUUGAGAAGUGGCAGAAAGAGUGGGCUUUGGCAAUUCAUAGUGAGAGGCUUGCAAUAUGCUAUGGACUAAUUUCUACAAAACCAUUUACCACAAUAAGAGUUGUGAAAAAUUUGAGGGUAUGUGAUGAUUGCCACUCAAUGAUCAAGCUCAUUUCUAAGAUUACCAAGAGAAAAAUAGUUGUGAGGGAUCGCAAUAGGUUCCACCAUUUUGAAAAUGGAACUUGUUCUUGUGGGGAUUACUGGUGAGAUCAGAGUAACUUAUGUUCCUAUUCAUAGAACUGAGUAUGAAAUUCAAAGUUUGACUUGGGAACUUCAAGUCUCCAUGAAAUUAAUAUAAUUAGUUGAUAUUUUGUCUUAA